AUGCAGUUCACAACAGCAGCUCUUGCCGUGUUGGCUGGUGUCGCCUCGGCACAAAAGGUCCAGGUUGUCACAGUCUCCACUGCCAACAACUCCCUCGUGUACACGCCCGACAACAUCAAGGCCAGCGCGGGCGAGAUGGUGCAGUUCCAGUUUGUGGCGGGCAACCACACCGUGACACAGUCUACAUUCGACCAGCCUUGCACGCCUAUCAACAGCAUCAUGAGCAAUGUCACAGGCUUCCACUCGGGCUACCAACCUGCCGCCGCGUCCAAGCAGACGGGUAUGAUCCCCACAUACAGCAUCAUGAUCAACGACACCAAGCCACUUUGGGUGUACUGCGCCCAGGGAAAGCACUGCCAGAGCGGCAUGGUCAUGGUCAUCAAUGAGAACACGGCUGCCAACGCUACUCGCUCUUUGACAGAGUUCAAGGCCCUCGCCGCCAAGGCAACAUCGAACACUGCUCCCUCCAGUGGCUCCACCACUGGCGGUUCUACCGGCACCGGCACCGGCACUGGUACUGAGUCCGGUUCCUCCGCAUCACCCUCGACCUCGACUCCCGCGACUGCCGCAGGCUCCAUGGUCAAGGUCGGCGGCAGCCUCGGUCUUGCUGUCUUUGCUGCGGUCUUCAUGCUGUAA
Messenger RNA from Diaporthe amygdali, 636 nucleotides. RefSeq lists its product as uncharacterized. The record is from RefSeq and is a predicted model, not a curated record. The transcript is spliced from 3 exons. Lineage: Eukaryota; Fungi; Ascomycota; Sordariomycetes; Diaporthales; Diaporthaceae. The coding region runs from base 1 to 636 and encodes 211 amino acids.